This is a messenger RNA of Clupea harengus (Atlantic herring), 3630 nucleotides long. It is a transcript of the gene il17ra1a, whose product is annotated as interleukin 17 receptor A1a. Gene Ontology annotation, molecular function: interleukin-17 receptor activity. Lineage: Eukaryota; Metazoa; Chordata; Actinopteri; Clupeiformes; Clupeidae. The record is from RefSeq and is a predicted model, not a curated record.
GGUGUAAGCGUAAUUGCUGACAUUUGCCUGGAGUCCAGGAAGUUUAUAUAGGUCGUUAACAGUUGCACUCAUCUCGUGGUCUGCGCUUCGUUCAUCGCUGUUUUGUAGAUUCCGCGAAGAUAUGUGUAAUUUCAGGCGAUAGGGCUAGCCUAAAAGCUGAGCCAUGGGCAGAUAAUUGAACGUUGUGACCUAGACUCACGUUAGACAUUACUUUACAUUAUCUGGCCGAAGUGUUUUUCAACAAUGACGUUAAUUUUCUUGGGCAGUGUACUGUUCACGUUGAUUCCUGGGAUAUCUGGACAGAGAAUUCUAAACCCUUCCACUCUGAACUGUACUCAACCGAAUCUGAGGUGCAACGUCACUGAAAAUAAUUGUCUGGAUGAAGGGUGGUUUGUGGCGAAAAAGUUUACUCCCGGCCCCCCGAGGGAUUUGGAGGUCCGGGUGGACGUGAGAGAGGAUGAGAACGGUGACCUGCAUUCUGUGCUUGUGGCUCACUGGAAAGCAAACGAUGACGGAAGCAUUCGUUUCCUCCGUGGAACUCAGAUCGCUCUCUUGCACCUGGGUACCAAUCACCGUUUCUGUAUGCAAUACGUUUUCCCGGAUAAAUUUCCAGGGAUGAGGAGUCAUCGAGAACUGUGGUCCUUUUCAACAGAUCAAUUGGUGCUUGACCCUGAACAGGACUACCUGGUGACUGUUUCCAACCUGCCCAAGCCAAACCUUGGCUACACUGGUUACAAUAUAGAAGAGAAUGUUCACGUUCCAGGUUGCACUGAUUCAAAAAUACAGAGAACCAAAAGCUGUUUGGAUAAUGGGUCCCAGUGGCAACCCAACAUCACCGUGAUCAAGUCCAAUGGGUCUGGUUACCAGGGGGCGCUGAACGUGAGCUUCAUCACUGCAGAAAGCUCAGACGAGUACCGUGUGUCCCUCAAAUGUGAGAAGAAACAACAGCCUCAGACCCUGCGGAAGAUUGAUAACACAGUGUACCUGACUGCAGUGUAUGACCUUAAGGAGUUUCCCUGGAAUUGCUGUAACUUUGACGUUAAGAUCCAGCCAUUUUUUCCAUUGUGUUCCAAUGACUGCAUCCGUAUUAAAAAGAACUUCAACAUAUGUCCAGUACCACCACCAACUGACCCACCAGACACAGACAGUCCUUGGAAAUUCACAGCCAUCAUUGCUGGACUGCUAUUCACCUGUGCUGUCGCAUGCUGUUCAGCAUGGGUGUAUCUACGUUGCAGAAACGACCCAAAAGUGGUCCCCAUUCAACCACCUCCGCGGAAUGAGCCCCUCAAGCCUGUCCCCCGCACCAUACUGGUCAUCUACUCGCAGGACCACCGCCUCUACACAGAGAUUGUGCUGAAGCUCUGCGCCUUCCUGCGGGCCAAGUGUGCCACGGAGGUGGUGGUGGACCUGCUGGACUCGGCCUGGCUCGGCACUGUGGGCCGGCUGCCCUGGCUGGAGCAGCAGAGGCGGCGCAUCGACAAGGUCCUGAUCCUGUCUUCUCGUGGUGUGCGGGCCAAGUGGGACGCCAUGUGCGGGCAGCGGCCUGUGAUGUUGCGCGAGGACGUGCGCUCGCCCACUGACGACAUGACGACAGCCGCCUUUAAUCUGAUCCUGCCCGAUCUUCAGCGCGCCGCAUCGCUAGGCAAGUACCUGGUGGCGUACUUCGACGAUGUCAGCUGCGAGCAGGAUGUACCAUCUGUCUUCAACAUUGCCAUUAGGUACCGGCUGAUGAAGCACUUCGAGGAGCUCUUCUUCCGCAUCCAGGACAUGGAGAAGUACCAGCCGGACCGAGUAAACACCAUCGAGGGCAUCGGCAUGGACGACUACUUCAACUGUCCCUCGGGCCAGGCACUGAGGGAGGCCAUCGAGGCCUUCCGCGCUUACCAGCUAGACAACCCUGACUGGUUCGAGAGGGAAUGUGUGGACAACGAAGAGGAGGCGAACACCGAACGUGAGCCGCUGAUCGACAUGAGUUUGAUUCCUCCAAUUCUGAAGUGCGAGCCGCUCCUCAACGAAGGCCCUUCCAUCCUCGUCCAAGAAGUCAACGUCCAUCCCAACGCGCACCCGGCGCAGCGCGUUCACGAGCUGACCCCAGAGAUCAACGAGAGCAGCGUGGGGACCUCGGUGCAGGAGGUGGACCUAAGAAACGCACCUGGGAACCGGCCCAUGCAUCUUUUACACCUGGAUGUUCAGCCCGGUGCGGCGGAGGGUGUCUCUGCUGCGAGUCAACUCGUCUUGAAUCAUGAGCCACACCUAAGGGCAAAACCAGUCCUGCAAGAGGUCUGUGUGAAUGAGGAAGUGCCACAAUCUGUUAACACGUCCUACAACAGGCCCUCUCCCCAGGCACUGCAGCAGUUGCUAGCUCUCCAGCAAUGCCUCACACCUCUGGAUGUACCCACCCCUCGUGAACUGAGAGCUCAGCCUCCACCCCUGCCCUUGCAGGGGAUCCCAUCUCAGCAGCCAGUGGAGAUGGCAGAAGGGGAGGGAGAGUACGAGGAAGCGGAGGCAGAAGAGGUGGAGGUGGUGGAGAACAUUGGAGAGGGAGACGUGGUGGUGAGGGAAGAAGUGCUGGUGGGGGGGCUCGAGCGGAACUCUGGGAAGAGGCGGUCGCACGGGUCCGACCAAGGCUACGGCUCGAGGGAAACACCAACCAUCGAACCCCCGCCUGCGUCCUCCCUGAUGGCUUUGGCGGCUCUACAGCAGUCUCUGUUCAUGGCGAGCCCUAGGACCUCAGGGUUUGGCUCUGAGACCGCACCAAGCACCGAUCAUCAACAGUAUGUCCCGUCAAAUGAUUAUCUUUGUUAAUACAAAUUAUUCUGCUUUGCUUCACUCAUCAGUCACUGUUUGUAUAUACAUUAAUCAACAAUGCCAAGCAUGUUUUAUUUGUUUAUUUUGAUUGCUUAUUAUUUCAUAUUUGAUCGUACAUAUAGUAAGUACUUAAAAAAGAUUCAUAUCAGUUUACAGAUAUACAUGUUGUUAUACACAUAUGAUAUACUUUCGGUAAACAAGUGGAAUCUGGACAUAUGUUCUGCCAACAAUUCACAAACAAUUGUGUGGUCAGAGAAACUGAUUUUGUGGAAAAGUCUGUGUGUGCAUCCUUUAUGUUUGUUUUAAACAAAUGUUCAACAACCUACUCUGUACUACUUCACCACUUUCUUUGGUAGGUUUCCAUUUACUGUGCUUUUCACCUAUAUAUUUAUAGCGGACUCUUUCAUAAUGCUAAAUCCAAUGCAUUGCAAACUAGUGCGCUACUCACUCUACUCUACUUUUUACAUUGAGUAGAUCAUUAAUAUGUUAAAAAAGAAUGAAUGUUUUUGUAUUCCUCUUUGAUUUAACCUUUUGAAUUUUAGUAUACCUUUAAAGACUUUGUUAUGAUAUUCAGAACAUGUCUAGAAAAUAAGAGCCCUUGGGGGGAACCUAAUAGUGACGGGAAAUUUUAACACAAUUGCACUGUAGGUCUUUCUCAAACGACAAAGUUUUCAAUUUGCGUGCGAGCUUUGAAAUGGACAGAGCCUAAAAGCACAAGGAGGCACAAAAUAACAUGUUUCAUUUACUUAAUGCACUGCUGGCCUGCAUAUUCAGUCGCUUUCAGAACAUAAUAAAUCACGCCUAAGGCGGUGUGUUUCAGAU